CCCAGUCGAGCGAAGGAGACGGGGCCAGAUGGGCACGACCAUGGAGGAGGGGCGGCGAGGAGGAAUAAGACCCACUGCAGAAAGCUGUUCAGUUGGGAGGCAUAGAACUAUUUACCUUCUCCUGGGAAGACACGUUAUGAAUACCUUCUGGAGCAUGUCCACGAGUUCUGCGCGCAAGAGGCCUGAAACGGAAGACAAGGCCCUGGCCGGCGAGCCAAAGAACAGCCCUCCUCGCUCCGCUCCCAAGAAGCAGCUGCCGAUGAUUCCCAAGAACGCCGUGCCCGUGACCAAACCCGCCUCUCCCGCCCUUUCCGCUCAAUCAACGAAUGGAACGCACGCCUCUUACGGGCCUUUCUACUUGGAGUACUCGCUCCUGGCCGAAUUCACUCUGGUUGUGAAACAGAAGCUACCAGGCGUCUACAUCCAGCCUUCUUACCAAUCAGCGUUAAUGUGGUUUGGCGUCAUAUUCAUUCGGCACGGCCUGUAUCAGGACGGUGUGUUUAAGUUUACAGUCUACAUCCCUGACAACUACCCAGAUGGUGACUGCCCGCGCUUGGUCUUCGACCUGCCCAUCUUCCACCCGCUCGUCGAUCCCAUCUCGGGUGAACUGGACGUGAAAAGAGCCUUUGCCAAGUGGAGGCGGAACCAUAACCACAUAUGGCAAAUCCUGAUGUACGCCCGCAGAGUUUUUUAUAAGAUCGACACUACCAGCCCUCUGAAUCCUGAAGCUGCUGUGCUGUACGAAAAGGAUGUCCAGCUUUUCAAAAGCAAGGUGGUGGACAGUGUCAAGCUUUGCAGCAGUCACUUAUUUGACCCACCAAAAAUAGAGGACCCCUACGCCAUCAGUUUUUCACCAUGGAAUCCAGCUAUACACGACGAAGCCAGAGAGAAGAUGUUGAGCCAGAAGAAGUCAGAGGAUCAACAGGGCAAGAGCACGCAAGUGUCCGGCCUCUCCUGGGUGAAGCCCGGCUCGGUUCAGCCCUUCAGCAAAGAGGAGAAGACCCUGCCUACUUAAACCCCAGUGGAAUGGGGGGGGGAAGCAAAAAGCACUCAACACUUUCUGCAGGGAAAGGGAAUGUAACAGAGAGCGCCGGAUGGCAAAGCGGUGGAAUCUUUUUUUUCCCCUUCCCUUCUUGACUUUGGAUUAGUAAAGAGUAAAAACGCUAGAGGUGACUCGAGUAAACCCGCUCAAAUGGAUUGGCUUGGACUCUUCUUCAUGUUUUUUUUUAAACGUGUUUUAACGACAGCCUGCAAGUUGGGGAAGUAGCUCUUAACUUGGCUGGGCUUUUGGUAGCAAAGUCCACCUCGGGUGGCUCAUCUUACCUCAGGUUCUCCUAUGCUGAGGUUCUUAAGUGGGGUUACUCUUAAGCUUUUUAUUUUUUAAUUAUUAUUUUCCUUCCAGGACUUAGGUGGGGUUUUUUUUAACUUAAAAAGAAGCAGGCAACAGCCGCUUUGUUCUUGUGUUUAUGUAAACUAAUAUAGCAGAGUAAAAAUACUAUAUUUAAAAACUUUUAAAAUGUAUUUGGUUUCUAUUGUAAAUAUUGUUAGGAUAUGGAAUUUGUAAAUAGUUGGGGUUUUUUUGGAUUCCUUGCUGCCCGCAAGAGGGCAGGAAGGCCGAGAUUGGCACGUACCGUGACUUGCAGACUGAUUUUCCAGUAUUGUCACUACAGGCUGUCUUCUAGCGUGGUUCUCCCCUCCUGUCUUCAGGUCCACGAUACAAAUUGCCUGCGAGCAUCACGUUGGGGGGGUGGGGGGGAGGAGCCAGGCGAAUCCGAUCUUCUUUGCUGCAAAGACGCACACUUGGCGCAAGUGUCAGAGACCACGAAGAGAACGCCAUGCCGCAUUUUCUUCUUCCUCCCGUUCUGCGUGACGUUUGCAUGCAUCUUCAGAUGCUGGUCCCGAGGGGUCUUUAGAUCUGUGUUAGGAGGCAGCCUUCAGUCACUCAUUAGUCAGGUUGGACAGCCAACUGCGCUGGGGCGGGUGGAUGGGUGGUUACCAGGUUUCGUAUGACUCUUAUUCUAGUGGCGUGCAAUUCUUGGCUCAAUUAAAUCUUAGAGGAUACGGGGUAGCUUCCCUUAGAGAUAGCAGGACAGGCUGUCGUGGCUAAUGUGUGUUGAAAUAGUGGCAUCUUAAAAAUAAUAAUAAUAAAAAAAUAAAACUC
Gekko japonicus is the source of this 2161-nucleotide messenger RNA. It is a transcript of the gene AKTIP, whose product is annotated as AKT interacting protein. The transcript is spliced from 10 exons. The coding region runs from base 29 to 1015 and encodes 328 amino acids. Lineage: Eukaryota; Metazoa; Chordata; Lepidosauria; Squamata; Gekkonidae. The record is from RefSeq and is a predicted model, not a curated record.